AUGCUGAAUGUCCGUUUGUCAUCCGGACAUGCAGGUGAUUGGGACCUGGAGAAGGGGCUGCUGGAGCCAUCAACGCCGGGAGCUCGAUCGGAGCCGCCGAUGUCACCCCACGCAUCGAGGGCGCUGCUUCUGUCAAAUUCCAGCAAGUCUCUAUUGGUUUCGAAUUCCAGCAAGUCUCUAAUGGUUUCAAAUUCUAGCAAGUCUCUUAUGGUUUCGAAUUCCGGCAAGUCUUUGGGCAUCUCCAAUUCCGGUAAGUCUUUGGGCAUGUCAAAUUCCGUCAAGCGGAUGGAUCAGGCGGGGAAGAAGAAGUACGUGCGGCAAGUCACCGGCCGCUUCAACGACACCGAGCUCCACCUGGAGGCGAAGCGGGGUGACGUGGCCGCCGUGCAGCAUAUCAUCGGCGAAAUUGAUGCGCAGAUGAUGGGGACGCUGAGUGGGGCUGAGUUUGAUGCGGAGGUGGCUGAGAUUAGGUCGGCGGUUGUUAAUGAGGUCAAUGAGUUGGGAGAGACGCCGCUUUUCGCCGCCGCCGAGAAGGGGCACCUUGGUGUGGUAAAGGAGCUCUUGCCUUUUACCACCACGGAGGGGAUUUACAUGAAGAACAGGAUCGGCUAUGAUCCAUUGCAUAUUGCUGCUAGUCAAGGCCACCAAGCAAUUGUACAGGUUCUGUUAGACCAUGAACCAGGACUUAGCAAAACACUAGGCCCAUCGAAUGCAACAGCUCUUGUGUCCGCAGCUACAAGAGGGCAUAUAGAAGUGAUUAAGGUGUUAUUGUCUCAUGAUCCUAGCUUGCUAGAAAUUUCUAAAUCCAAUGGGAAGAAUGCAUUGCAUUUUGCGGCACGGCAGGGACAUGUUGAUAUUGUGAAUGCUUUGCUUGACAAGGAUCCACAACUAGUAAACAGAGUUGACAAGAAAGGACAGACUGCUUUGCAUAUGGCCGUAAAAGGUCAUAGCUGGGAGGUGGUGAAGUUGCUCCUUAAAGCAGAUUCAGCUCUUGUCAUGCACCCAGACAAGUAUGGCAAUUUAGCAUUACAUGUGGCCACAAGGAAGAAGCGAACAGAGAUAGUGAAUGAGCUGUUAGCCCAUCCCCGCACAGAUGUGAAUGCUCUAACAAGAGAACAAAAAACUUCCCUUGAUAUAGCUGAAGCACUUCCUUUCUCUGAAGAAUCCACAGCGAUUAAGGAAAGCUUAACUCAGGCUGGUGGUCUCCGAGCCCAAGAACUUAACCAGCCAAGGGAUGAGCUUAGAAACACUGUGUCAGCUAUAAAAAAGGAUGUCCGCACUCAGCUUGAACAAGCCCGCAAAACCAGUAAGAGUGUUAAUGGAAUUGCCAAUGAGCUCCGUAAGCUACAAAGGGAAGGAAUCAACAUUGCAACUAACUCGGUCACAGUGGUUGCGUCACUCAUCGCAACAUUAGCAUUUGCAGCCAUAUUUACUGUCCCCGGUGGUGAUUUAGAUAGUGGGUUGGCUGUGACGGUUGGAACUGCACCGUUCAAGAUGUUUUAUUUCUUCAAUGCCAUUUCACUCUUCGUAGCAUUGUCUGUUGUCGUGGUACAGAUCACCCUUGUUCGGGGUGAGACGAAGACUGAGAGGAGGGUUAUUCAAGUGAUUAACAAGGCAAUGUGGUUGGCCUCUAUGACCACUACAAUAGCAUUUAUAUCUGCAUCAUAUAUAGUGGUUGGUCGACAUAAUCGGUGGGCUGCAGUCCUCGUCACAGUUAUAGGAGGGUGUAUAAUUUCAGCCGUUCUUGGUGUCAUGACAUAUCUUGUGAUGAAGUCCAAAAAAAUUCGUAAAGUGAGAAAGAGAGAGAAGCUUCUUACAAGGACUGGAUCCUCCUUGUACACAGAGGACUCUGGCUCAGAAGUGAAUCGUGUUUACGCCCUUUAA
This is a messenger RNA of Fragaria vesca subsp. vesca, 1884 nucleotides long. Its product is annotated as ankyrin repeat-containing protein At3g12360-like. The record is from RefSeq and is a predicted model, not a curated record. The coding region runs from base 1 to 1884 and encodes 627 amino acids. The transcript has 4 exons. NCBI's taxonomy places the organism in Eukaryota, Viridiplantae, Streptophyta, Magnoliopsida, Rosales, Rosaceae. Gene Ontology annotation, molecular function: protein phosphatase regulator activity; protein phosphatase 1 binding. Gene Ontology annotation, cellular component: plasma membrane.